Molecule: messenger RNA, 3484 nt
Organism: Sinocyclocheilus grahami
Lineage: Eukaryota; Metazoa; Chordata; Actinopteri; Cypriniformes; Cyprinidae
Product: sortilin-related receptor-like
Exons: 13
Coding region: 229-1584 (451 amino acids)
Molecular function (GO): protein binding
Source: RefSeq, a predicted model, not a curated record
GAGUAUAUUGUGGAGUACAGUGAAAAGGACAGUGCGGAGUGGUUUUCCCAGCGUAGCACCAGCACUAAUGCAGAAGUGAAGAACCUGCAGCCCAGCUCGCUCUACAGAUUCAGGGUGGCUGCUGUCACAAGCAGAGGCGUGGGAAACUGGACAGAAAUUAAAUCCAUUAUUCCUCAAAAAGCUCUCUCUCCUCCUGCUGUUGAGAUCACCAGCAUCACAGAAGACUCCAUGAUUUUGUCCAUCACCAGUGAUUAUAAAGUCCAGGUGAAGCACUAUGUUGUUAUCAUUUCGUGGGUAUUUGAUGAACAUGUGAAGGAGAGCUGGAAUUACACGGUUUCUGGGACAUUGAAAGCCUCUAACCUGACAGCAGGGACGGUGUAUGAGGUGGCAGUGUGGGCUCACACAGAUGAUGGAGACAGUCCUACUGCUCUGUUCCGCAAGCAGACCAAAGGCAUCAGACCUGCCCAGCCAUCACUGAAGGCCCGGGCGCUCAACCAGACCGCUGUAGAGUGCAACUGGACCGGCCCUCAAGCUGAGAUGUAUGGAGUGUUCUACGCCACAUCCUUCCUGGAUCUGUACCGCAGACCUCACAGGGUGAACACCACCUCCACCAGUCUGAUUGUGAUCGUUGACAGCGACAAGCAGUACCUCUUCCUGGUGAGGGUGAUUACUCCAUACCUCGGGCCUCCAUCGGACUAUGCCGCAGUGAAGAUGAUCCCCAACGAGCGACUUCCACCUCGAAAUCUGCACAAGGUGCAAGUGGAUAAGACACAGGCCACUCUGAAGUGGCAGCCGCCAUACGAUUCUCCCAGCAGUCCUUUGACAUAUGCAGUGCACGUGAGAGAUGCAGUUCGUAAAACGGAGCAGGACUAUAAGGUGACAACUCAAAACAACACAGUGGAGUACACGCUGAAGGGCCUGGAGCCUGGAGGACGCUACAGCAUCACCAUCAGGCUGCUCAACAUGAGCAAAGAGGCCAGCUACACACUCAACACAGUUUCUCUGCCUGCGCCUGAGGCCCUCAAGAUCUUAGAAGAACAGGAUCAUGUGUUUCUCUUCUGGAAGAGUGUGGCUGUGAAGGACCGGACCUUCAAUGAGAGCAGGGGCUAUGAGGUGUAUAUGCAUGACAGUGUGACCAACUCAACAAAAUGUCUGGGUAACACAACAGAGACGUUCUUCAGGAUCAGCAACCUGAUGGUGGGCCAUAACUACACGUUCUCAGUGCGGGCGCGCUGCCUGCUCAACAACCAGCUGUGUGGAGAGGCGGCAGUGCUGUUAUAUGAUGAACUGGGCAAAGCAGCAGGGCCGAAUGAUGCCUCAUCUCAGUCAGGUAAAUCAGAAGACAUGGCGGCGGUGGUGGUUCCAGUGUUGUUCCUGCUGUUGGUGGGUGUGUGUGGAGGCCUGGUGGUGCUUUACCUCAGACACCGUCGGCUACAGCACAGCUUCACCGCUUUCGCUAACAGCCACUACAACUCUCGUCUGGGCUCUGCCAUUUUCUCCUCAGGAGAUGAGCUGGGUGACGAUGAUGAAGACGCUCCAAUGAUCAGUGGCUUUUCAGAUGAUGUUCCCAUGGUGAUUGCAUAGCUGGACAACUCUUUCUCUCCUCCUCCUUCACUUCCCACUCCACUUCCUCAUCAUGUUUUCUUACGUGCCCUCUUUACCCCCCCGUCACUUAGAAAACGCUGGAUUUGGGUUUCUGGACCCUGAAGAAGAAAAGAAAGCAUGGAGCGAAACAGAUAUUUUUGAAUAUAAGAUGCACUUUUUUCGGAUGCGCAAUAACUUAUUUUUUAUAAAUGAUAUAUGUGGGUAUUGGACUUUGUAGGCAUUAACUGAAGCAAACUGUGAAGGAGUUUGUCAGCUGAUCAGCAGACUCACUGAACAGGGAAAAGACCCUUAUUUUACAACAAACUCUCACACGAGCAUUACAUUUGCUUAAAGCCAAAACAAGCACCUAGAUAUGGGUACAUCAGUGCAAAAACACGAAAAUACACAACAAAAAAAUCUAAAAAGCAAACCUCAUAUGUGUACAGAUGAAAAAAUUGAACCAAUGUAUGCUGAUGAAAAGGGAAGGUGGUAGGCUGUUGACAGUAAAUUGCACAGGAUCAGAUUUUUGUUGCAUAUGCUCGAUUUGUGUCACUUUAUGCCAAUAGGCCUGCAUUUGUCCAUGGUACCUUGUUUACACUUUCUAUCCAUUUGUUAACUUUCUUGCUCAGCAAUAGGUUGAAUUUCCUCUGCUUUUUGAAAAUGUGAAAACUGUAACCAUAGUUUGGUUGUUUUAUCAGCUAUUUUCAGAAAAGAAUGACCGAAAUGAAGACAGUGACAGUUAUUUGAGUGUUGUCCACAUUGUCCACACUUAGUCCAUAUAUUCACUGUCUUCUUUUUUCCUUUGAUUUAUCCUACGCAUUUUAUCUAGCAAAUAAUAUUAUUGCAUAUCCUGUGUGCUGCCAUGGUUUUAGUCCUUUAAUGUUCUCAGGGAACUGGGUUAAUGGAGAUGUACCAGCGAUAUCAGUCACACUGCCACAGGCAGCGCAGUGUGUUUAAUUCGGAGACUAUUGUGCGGUACAGUAGUUCCAUAUUGCAGUGAAGCCUGUACAGCUCUUGUCUGAGUGGACCAGAAGGCUUCAUCUUAGUCUCUUGUGCCAAGCUUAAGAAAAGCAGAGGGUAGAGCAGACCUCUUGCCUUCCCGAACCAUUGUGAAGAGGUACAUGUGUUUAAUCCAUGUUUCAUUUUAACUGGAUUGCGGGUGUUACUUAACAGAUUUGUUUAUGAAUGUAUUUCUUUCUUCUUUAUUUUUUGUAUCUUGUAUUGAGGUGACCAGAAAAAAGGAAAAUGGAUAUGGUCUACCCCACUUCUUCUUUAAUGUUCAAGGAUUUUAAAUGAGGUUUAUGGCCAGUUUACAUUCAAAUGCUUGUGGUCGUUAUUAAUGAUACCCUCUCCCAUUGUUAAUUGGAAUUAAACAAAACUGUUCACUUGAUAGAUGUGGCUGUUUUUAGUGAAAUUGUUCCUUUCAGUACCACAUUGCCUUAUUACAACACUGAGUAAAGUAUGUAGCAGUAUGUCUAUGUGAUCACACAUGCACACGCUCACAGAAAAUUGACUUGAGUAAAACGAAGAGUAAACAACUGUAAAAGGACUGGAAUAGUGUGAUAGGAAAUGUGUGUAUCGACAUAUUGUGAAUUACCACUGUAUAUUGUUAUAAAAGUUCCAGUGCAGCACUUGUGUGAAUCCUGAGCCACCGUUUUUAUUUGGUAUUCUUUACUCGCAACCAUUUGUGGCGAUAUUUGUCAUGCCCAGUUUGAAACCCAUUUGUUUUUAGUCAAUGAGAUGUAAACAUUUUGACAUAGCAGUGACGCUGGACACCGCCAUGUUUAAAUCUUUGAUCUUGCCUGCCUACUAAGGGUUUUAAAGAUAAGAAUCUUGUAAGUGGUACAGUCUGAGAUGUUUUAUGAACCACUUAUGCUGAAAUAAAUGUGGAGAACUUGAA